Mercurialis annua (annual mercury) is the source of this 1262-nucleotide messenger RNA. Its product is annotated as kinetochore protein SPC24 homolog. The record is from RefSeq and is a predicted model, not a curated record. NCBI's taxonomy places the organism in Eukaryota, Viridiplantae, Streptophyta, Magnoliopsida, Malpighiales, Euphorbiaceae. The transcript has 6 exons. Gene Ontology annotation, biological process: regulation of chromosome segregation. The coding region runs from base 128 to 835 and encodes 235 amino acids.
AAUACAUAGCAAUAUCGUUUUAUUCAAACUGAUCAACACAAACUGCUUUUCCCUCUCACUUCACUUCAACUCUUGUUUCUCCAGAAACCCUAGAAAAUCAUCAACCUGCUUUCAUUUCAUUAAAAAAAUGGGGGAUUUACCUGCAUACAUCGACGUAACCAAGCUAAUCUCAUUCAGCGACGAUCUCGUCGCCGUUUUAGAGGAGAAAACGGACAUUAACAGUUUAACACAAUGCCUCCGCCACUCUAAAUCUCUUCAAUCCUCCGGCGACCACGAAUUGGACCAGUCCAGAAGCGUUCUAAAAGAUUAUGAGAAGAAGAUUGAAGAAUGCAAGCAGAAAACAGAAAAGGCAAAACUCGAAGUUUCUUCGGAUGAAGAGUUGGAGCUUCUGUACAAGGAAUUAGAAGAGGAGCGCGAAAAAGAGCAAUUAUUGAUGGAGGAGCUCAGAGGAACGGUAGUGGAAGGAAGUGAAUUCAUGACCUUGGCAGAAUGCUGUCUAGCGCUUAUAUCUCGUUGGGAUGUGGGUGUAUAUCUUCUGUAUGUGAACACAGUAACUAACAAUGAGACAGCUGAACUUGAACGCCAAAGGAUUUUUGUUAAAGAACAAAGGAAAACUGUGAAGAAACUUGAGCAAGAAGACCUUAAUGCACAGAGAAAGCUUUCAAUGUAUGCUUCUAUCACUAAUCUUCUUCCCGUCCUGGAUGAUCCCGCCAAAAUCUCAUUCCGCAUUGUCGAUAGAGAUAAAAAGGUGGCCGAGUUAUUUACAUUUGACGAAACAAAUACAACUCCUUUUGAUCUAUGCCAGAGCAUUUGGAAAACGAUAAAUUUAGUUUAGAUAGAGGCUGACAGUUCUCUAUUCAGAAGUAACAUGUAUUGUUAACUGUCUCCUGUUUGUGGCAGUCUUUUGUAAUUCAUAUUUAUACUAGGAAGUGCUGGUGGUGGUGGUGUGCAGGUUAUGUUGUUGAGGUCAUGUUGUUGAGGUCUUGUUUGCUCACCGGAGCUGCUUUCGUGAAAUAUAGUUCAGAUUCCAUUUUCUUUUUUCUCUGUUAGUUUUUAUUGCUCGACAUCAUUAAGUUCCGAUACAUUGAUAAGUAUUUAGAUAUUUCUCAGUAAGUCAGUAUGAUCCUUUUGAUGACGAUCAUUAAGAUUUGUAGCAUAACAACAAUGUUUAAUAUAUUAAACUUCAAGCUCCCUGUGGAAUGCUGCUCUCGAUCUUGAUAUUCUAUUGAAUUAACUCAAAGAAGUUAAGUUUCUGGCUUUAA